Molecule: messenger RNA, 1112 nt
Organism: Pistacia vera
Lineage: Eukaryota; Viridiplantae; Streptophyta; Magnoliopsida; Sapindales; Anacardiaceae
Product: probable pinoresinol-lariciresinol reductase 3
Exons: 5
Coding region: 23-949 (308 amino acids)
Molecular function (GO): oxidoreductase activity
Source: RefSeq, a predicted model, not a curated record
UAUUGGCCAGUGGGAGAAAGUGAUGGAGAAGAAGAGCAAAGUGUUGAUAAUUGGAGCAACUGGAAGAUUGGGGUUUCAUUUGGCCAAAUUUAGUAUUGAAAAUUUUCAUCCUACUUUCGUUCUCAUAAGAGAUUCAUCUUUCUGUGACCCCAACAAACAAGACAAGAUUCAGUCUCUCUCCACUGCUGGUGCCACCCUCCUCAAGGGAUCACUGGAAGAUGAGAAGAGUCUUUUUGAAGCAGUGAAGCAAGUGGAUGUGGUUAUUUGUUCAAUUCCAUCUAAACAGGUUCUUGAUCAGAAGCUUCUCAUACGAAUUAUUAAACAAGCUGGCUGCAUCAAGAGGUUUAUUCCUUCAGAAUUUGGAGCGGAUCCAGACAGAACUCAAAUUUCCGGCAUGGACAACAACUUCUAUUCACGUCGAUCUGAGAUUCGACGUCUCAUAGAAGCUGAAGGCAUUCCCUACACUUAUAUUUGCUGCAAUCUAUUCAUGACCUAUUUACUUCCCUGCCUUGUCCAGCCAGGCCUAAAGACUCCUCCAAGGGACAAGGUUACAAUUUUCGGGGAUGGAAAUACAAAAGGUGUCUUUGUGAAGGACGUUGAUGUUGCCGCUUUCACAAUUAGUGCACUGGAUGAUCCACAUACGUUGAAUAAGGUGUUGUAUCUCAGGCCGCCGGGAAAUGUUUACUCUAUGAAUGAGCUGGUGGAGACUUGGGAGAGUAAGAUUGGGAAGAAACUCGAAAAGAUUUAUGUACCAGGAGAAGAACUUCUUAAGCAAAUUAAAGAGACUCCAUAUCCAGACAACAUGGAGCUGAUUUUCAUAUAUUCUAUCUUUGUAAAGGGAGACCACACAUACUUUGAUAUUGAAUCUUCUGGGGGAAUGGAUGGGACACAGCUCUAUCCACACUUGAAAUACACCACAAUCAGUGAGCAUUUAGACACCCUAUUGUGAGACUAUUAUUUACUUGCUUUACAACGAACUCUAACCAUUUUUCUGAGUUGCUGUUUCUAAUGAUUCAUUAAAGAUGACUGAAUGGACUCAUUUGUUCCAUUGAUAAGAUCCAGAACAAAGGUAUGAUACAGAACAUGGUCCAAGAGCUCCUACAUUACUGGUC